AUGGCUUCUUUACCCCAAGAAAUUGAUGACUGGCCAACAUUUUCCCCUACCACUCCCCAUUUUUUCAAGAUCAUUCUAAAGGGCAACACUUCCAGUGACGCAAAACUUAGGAUUCCAAAGAAAUUUGUGAUGAAAUAUGGGGAUGAUCUAUCAAAUCCAGUAUCUCUUGAGCUUCCAAGUGGAAGUGGUUCAGCAUGGAAAGUAGACCUCAGAAGAUUGGAUGGUGAGGUGUGGUUUGACAAGGGUUGGGCAGACUUCUCUGAGUUUUACUCCCUGGACAGAGGUCACUGGCUAGUUUUUGGAUAUCAAGGGAAUUCCAAAUUCCAUGUUUGCAUAUUUGAUAGAACUUGCACAGAGGUUGACUAUCCUUUGAGAAAGCAGAAGAUGGAAGAAACUGAUGAUACAGACGAUGAUUUUCAUGAAGAGUCUAGUGAUGAUUCUGUAGAAGAACAACCAGACGAUUCAACCUGCCCAAGAAAAACGAGGAAGAAAUCUUCAUUGCCUUGUCCCAGACCUCAGAAGAAAAACAGGACAAGUUCAAGAGGGAAAGAUGAUUAUCCUGCUAAAUUAGGCAGUGGAAGCACAUCAAGCACUCGAAGAUUCGAAAAACGAACACCCGGGUGUCUUGGGAGUAUCGGUCCAUUGCCUAAAAGUGGAAAAGGUAUAGCUCUUCAGAGAGCUAAUGCUUACAAAUCUCAACACCCUUUUUCUGUCAUUGUUGCCAUGAAGCCCUCUUAUAUCACAGGGUACAUUUUGUGGUUGCCAUCCGAGUUUCACAACCUAUAUCCUAUUAAGAAUUCGGGUGAGGUUAUCCUUCGAGUUUUGGAUCGGAGAAGUUGGCCUGUUAAUUUGAAAUAUGGAGGAGGAAGAGCUCAAUUCCUAUCUGGUUGGAUGGAAUUUGUGCUUGACAAUAAUUUGAAAGUUAAUGAUGUGUGCGUUUUUGAGUUGAUUGACAAUAAGGUUAAGCCUUUAUUUGAUGUUGUCAUUUUCCCCAACAUAGAAGCUGCAAAUUGCCCCAAUGAUAGGGAACAAACAGUGCCUGAGAUAGAAGAAACUAAUGAAGAUGAUGAUCCUAGUGAUGACUCGGGUGAUGAGUCUGGUGAUGCUGAUUAUCUUUCUGACGAUUCCGAUAACGAUUCUGUUGAAAUUAUAGAAAAUUGUACACCUUUCCCAAGAAGAACAAAGGAGAAAUCUCCAAUGCCAUGUCCUCAGCCUCCCAAGAAAAACAAAGCCAGUUCAAGUGGAAAAGUUGAUUUCCCUGCAAGCGGAUUUGCUAUAGCUCUUCAAAGAGAUGAUGCUUUCAAAUCCGAACACCCUUUUUUCAAGGUUGCUAUGCGUACCAGUUAUAUCCAUCACCGUAAUAUGAAUGUGCCAUCCACGUUUGUUAAGGAACAUCUUAAGUAGACAAAUAAUUAUGUCUUCCUUCGGGUUUCGGGUGCAAGAACAUGGUCUGUCAAAUUAUGCCAAUAUGCUGGAAGAGCUAAAUUCCAAGGUGGAUUGCCGAAAUUUGCGAGGGAGAAUAGUUUGGUAAAAGGUGAUGUGUGUAUCUUUGUGUUGGUUAACAGCAUCAAACCUUUAUUUGAUGUUGUCUUUUAUCACACUCGAGACUCAACAACCACAAAUCGAAAGAGAAGCCUGAAUCCCGAUAGAUGAAGUUGUUGAAUAUGAACAUUGAAGGCAGAGGAGGCCUGCAAAUUAAGUUGCUUUUAUAUAUAUAUAUAUUUGUCCUUGUUUGU
Molecule: messenger RNA, 1736 nt
Organism: Prunus persica (peach)
Lineage: Eukaryota; Viridiplantae; Streptophyta; Magnoliopsida; Rosales; Rosaceae
Product: B3 domain-containing transcription factor VRN1
Exons: 6
Coding region: 1-1404 (467 amino acids)
Molecular function (GO): DNA binding
Source: RefSeq, a predicted model, not a curated record